This is a messenger RNA of Phialemonium atrogriseum, 1692 nucleotides long. RefSeq lists its product as uncharacterized. Gene Ontology annotation, cellular component: mitochondrion. Gene Ontology annotation, biological process: rRNA methylation. The record is from RefSeq and is a predicted model, not a curated record. Gene Ontology annotation, molecular function: RNA binding; rRNA (guanine) methyltransferase activity. Lineage: Eukaryota; Fungi; Ascomycota; Sordariomycetes; Cephalothecales; Cephalothecaceae. The transcript has 2 exons. Bases 1 to 1692 code for a protein of 563 amino acids.
AUGUGGCCCCUCCAGGGUGCUCCGCUGCUUUCUCAGGCACUCCCCAAGGUAGCUCCCAGGGCUGGAUGGGAUGCCUCAACUCUGAGGCGGUGGGCUUCACUCUCUGCUAUUCACCAAGGUCGGCGUCGGGAGGAGAGAUCUAGGCCUCAGGGGUUCAGGUCUUCACGACAGGGCACGCGGGACAGUGGUGCUACGGAAACAUCACAGCCUUUGACCUUUGCUGAAAGGCGCAGAGCCAGGGCAGCUGCACCAGCGCCGACAUUCCGCAUCCGAAAGGGAAAGAAGGACAUCACCCAUAAGGAUGGGCCAAGGGCUAUGUCUAGGCAGGCACGAUUCUACGACCCCAAAGACUCCUUUGGCAAGAAAAGUCUUGUAUACCAAGCAAAGGCAGGAAACUUGAAGGAGCAAUUUGGGGCUCUGGAUGACAAGAGCACCAUGCCAAGGCGGCCCCUGAGAUCCCCUGCCAGGCCGGAACCAGCAUCAUCAUCGUACUCGAGAAGAGAUACGCCCAGGCGGUGGGAGAACGGCAGGGCUGACGACAGCGAGGGUCGACGCUCAGAUAGGACCGGAGCUGCGGCCAGAUCUGAGGACAGAAGAGGACGUAACGAGAGACCUAUUCGAUCUCGGCAAGGACGAGAACAUAGACGGGAUGAUGUGCCAGGUUACGGAGGCGCGACACGUCGGGACGAGCCAUUUCAAACAGCAGUUGCUGAACGACAACCGCUGUCGAUUCCCUAUACAACGGCGGCAUCGCAGUUUUUAUAUGGGAAGUCGGUCGUCGAGGCGGCUCUGCAGGCAUCGCAGCGCAAACUGUACAAGCUGUACAUCUAUGGCGGAGCCAAUCGACAGAACGUCUCGCAGGACAUCGGUAUCCAACGACAGGCGGAACGAAAAGGAGUCGACGUCCAGAUCGUCGGGGAGGAUGGUUUGCGCCUCAUGGAGAAAAUGAGCGCGGGACGCCCACACAACGGCUAUGUCCUUGAGGCGUCGCCCUUGCCACAGCUGCCUCUGACGAGCCUUGGGCCAAUGUCGGAAGACGAGAACAACCCCGGCUUUCACGUCAACAUGGCCCACCAGUCAGUUGAGGACGCCAAGAUCAAUGGCAGCUCCGACUUCUUCCCAUCGCCGCGCAACAGCAACUACAAGCCAUUGGUCCUCGUGCUGGAUCAGAUACUGGACCCUGGGAACUUUGGCGCGAUUCUGCGGACAGCCAGCUUCCUUGGAGCCACUGCUGUGGCGGUCACGAAGCGUAACUCUGCAUCGCUGACACCCGUCGCGCUAAAGGCCUCAGCAGGCGCCUCGGAGGCGCUGACCCUCUUCUCUGUCGAGUCGCUCGCCCCCUUCCUGACCGAGUCGAAAGAGAACGGGUGGCAGGUCUACGCAGCCGUGCCUGGGGCGGCCAGGUCGAGACAGCAUCGGCAGGUGGAUAUGCACGAACUCGCGGACCUGGAUCCUCUUUCCAAAGAUCCAUGCAUCCUCCUGAUGGGGAGCGAGGGCGACGGGCUUUCGCGGCAGCUCAGGAGCAAGGCCGACGUUGUGGUGAACAUCCCGAACUUGUCCGGGUCCAAUGUCGUCGACAGCCUCAACGUCAGUGUCGCGACUGGCUUGCUCUGUUCCGCAUUUCUCCGAGGCAAGGAGAGGUCACAAUUUAGCAAGUUGGCGGAGAAAUCUGAAGAGCCUGGGCUUUGGUAA